Messenger RNA from Theileria parva strain Muguga, 2730 nucleotides. It is a transcript of the gene UTP4, whose product is annotated as U3 small nucleolar RNA-associated protein 4. Gene Ontology annotation, biological process: maturation of SSU-rRNA from tricistronic rRNA transcript (SSU-rRNA, 5.8S rRNA, LSU-rRNA). The coding region runs from base 125 to 2629 and encodes 834 amino acids. Gene Ontology annotation, molecular function: protein binding; RNA binding. Gene Ontology annotation, cellular component: t-UTP complex; small-subunit processome; 90S preribosome. NCBI's taxonomy places the organism in Eukaryota, Apicomplexa, Aconoidasida, Piroplasmida, Theileriidae. The transcript has 3 exons. The record is from RefSeq and is a predicted model, not a curated record.
CUUCUGUAUUAUUAUUUUAAAUUAUAAUGUAUAUUAAUUAUUCUGUCAAAAUCAUAGCAAAUUAUAUUGUUCAUUUACCGAUAGAUGAUACAUAGGGAAUUCACUAAUUUAAUGCCCUAAAAUCAUGAAUAAUAAACUCAUUUUUCUAAAUAUUGUCUAUUUAGAUGAUAUUUGUAUUCAUUCCUCUUCGUUCUCUAACUGUGGUCGUUAUUUAGCCUUUUCAUACGCCAACAAUGUCUCAAUAUAUGAAGUAUCGUCAAAUUCAAACCUAAAGACCCUCUCAGACUUAGAUUCUGACGCCUCUUUUAGAUCAAUAAUCUGGAUUCCAUAUAAGAAUCUAGAGUACUACAGCUUAUCAGACUAUAGACUAUUCACAGUAGGUCUUCACGGAAUAAUUAACGAGUGGGAUUUGAAUUUACUAAGGCCAAAGAGAUCCUGCACAUCAUACGGAGGAGCUAUAUUCUCAGGAGUCCUAUCGCACAAUUCAGAUAUUUUAAUAGCGUGUGAUGAUGGCUCUGUUCGUUCAUUCUCAAUUUGGGAUAAUAUCGAAUCUAACGAGAAACACGAAGAACUGAACUUCAGAAAAGUCCAUUUACGCCAUAAUAAAAGAAUUCUGAGUUUAUGUUCAGUUGAAGAUGGAAGGGUUUUCUGCGGAACUUCAGAUUCAAUGAUCUUGAUAUGUGAUCUUGAAAAGGAGAAUUACAGUAAGGUAAUAAAGAUAUCAUCUACAAGGAGUAGAAAAAGAGUAAAAAACGAAAAUGAAAAAUCAGAAAAUCAGGGAGUUUUAGAGGAAAACAAUGUCCAUGUAUGGUGUUUGCUGUAUAUUUCAUCAGAAAACACUCUGGUCAGCGGAGAUUCUAACGGAAAUGUUAUGUUUUGGGACAUAACUACACUUACAAUGUCCUAUUUGUUCACUCAGCAUAACAACGACGUUUUAUCACUUUGCCUAAUCAACGAUGAUACAUUAUUUUCAGCAGGCCUAGAUAGUAAAGUCACACUGUACACUAAUAACAAAUCAACCAACAAUAUACCCUUGAAUGAUGAGUUAAAUGGAAAUAAUAUUAAGGAACUUGAUACAAAUUCAACUAAAGGUACAACAGCUGGUUGGUCAGUAAGUGGAUUUAAAUAUCCAAUUAGAGGAGAUAUUAGAACUCUAUGUGUUAACCAUGUUCAUGGACUUGUUGGUAGCGCUGGAAACUCAGGCUCCAUAUCUCUACUCAGAGCCUUUAAGUUCUUCGAUAAUAAAAAGUCAAUAUACAAACAGAUCUACCCAAGCGUGUCCAAGUUUAUCCCAGUGGUUUCAAUGAAUAGUACUAAGACUCUUGCACUUUGCAGAUACAGGCAUCAUUGUGACCUGUGGUAUGUACCAGUCUCAAAUAUGGCCUCAAGCAGAGAUUCUGAUACCACCUCAGUCUCAGAUAGGUCUUCUGACAUCGACUUGUUUAACGAUAACUUCUACAGUAAUGUACCAUAUAAACUAUGCCAAAUGAAGAUGAACAAGAACAAGGGUAGGAUUAAUAGCUGUUUUUUAUCCCCUCAAGGCGAUGUCGUGGCAAUACUGAACCAAGUGGGCAUACAAAUCUUACUGUUAAACUUGAAGGAGUUGAGUGUUUCACAAGUUAAAUUUGAGUACCAAGACCUUAUUGUGUCCUCAAUGGCUUUUAUCUCAAACUAUGAGCUGAUGAUUAACCACUUUUCUGAGGGUAAAUAUCUGUUUAGUAUUUACAAUGUUAAGGACGGCUCACUGUCAACGGUUAAGUACCUAGAUUUCAACAAACAUGUAAUAAAGAUUUCUGUACAUUAUAAUCAAACAUUUGUGGAUUUUCCAAAUAAUUCUCAGUUCAAAGGAGGCAAAGUUUGGUGUGUAUUCUACUGCUUAGAUGGGAAUGUGUACGUUUCAGAUCACGAGAAUUCUAACUACUUCACGUUGCCAAGGUUUGAUUCAAACUCCAGGAUCUGCAGUGUAUCAUUUAACGUUAAUUGCGAGUUCCUCGUAGCAUUCUCAACAAGCUUUAAAUACUACGUAUAUGACACUGCUGCUCUUGUUAUUGUUAAGUACCAAGGGAAGCUGAUUCACACGAUCCAACGCCAUAUUUACAAUCCCAACGCAGUCAUAUUAAACUCAUUCUGUAUCUCAAACUUGGUUAUAGUGCAAACUACGCAUAACAUUUUCUACUUUAAAUUAAAUGAGGACCCUUUUGCUUUAGAUUCUGAAGUUAGGACUCCCCUAUCGAAUAAACAGUUUGAUCCAACUAAUAAUCAACACAGGGAUAUCAGUAUUAGAGAUAAGCACAAUCGGGAUAAGUAUGGCAAUAAGAAGGGCAAUAUCGUAAUUGGUCCCAGAAGACUGUAUAAUAUUCCAUCAAUUGAGAACACAAUAUACGAGCCGAAGCGCGUUGUCAAGCCUAGUAAAAUUUACAAGCACGGAGUAAAGGUAAAGGGCAAACGUGAAAAUAAGCCUGAGAUUGUAAAAUUCACAGACGACUCAAGUAGCAAGUACACAAUUAUAGUUAAAAAUGAAUUUAUUGUACAUACUGACAUCCUGAUGAAGGACAGUAAGGUUAACAUUAUAUCAUUUAAAGCGACUAUAAAGGACGACUUCGUAAGGAAGAAAAAGUACGGAAACUGAUUUAUCCAGUCAUUCAACGAACUGGACUAUAUUCUCCACAUAGUCCUGUACUAGCUUGUGAACUCUCCUCUCAAGUGCAUUUUUUAAACCUAAAUUCAUCA